CUGACCAGGAAGUGAAUUCUAAAUGCAAUUCGACGACUUUAUUGCUCAUAAAUCACCGGAUUGUAUAUUUAUAACACUUUGACUAUUUUUUUCGUAGCGAACUGAGCAACGUUAUUCAGUGUUAGUGAGUAUUUUCUGUGUAAACCGCACCAAUGAACAACAGAAGCCAUACGUGUGUGAUAAUGACCAGCCUGGCCUCAGUAGUUUUCCUUAUGAUGGUGUUAUAUGGCGUCUUUGGCACCCAGCAGGCUAGCAGCUUCAUCUUGCGCCAGGACUACCAGCUGCUGGGCCGGCCGUUGUACAAACUGGACCUGAGCUGGCCCAAAAAUCCUGAACUUUUCACUGGGAAUGUGUUUGGAGUGGCUGUCAACCAGUAUGCUGGUGUGGUCUAUGUUGCACAAAGAGGUGAGAAUGUGCCCAAGGUGCUGGCAUUUACAUCAGAAGGCGACUUCCUCAUGUCCUGGAACACAACCACCUUAGAAAUGCCCCAUGGUAUAUUUUUAGCAGAUGCCUUGUCAAACCCGACUAUCUGGAUCACAGAUGUGGGAAAUGGUCCGUAUGGCCACACCGUGAAACAGUACUCGCCAUCAGGGAAACUUUUACAGGUGCUUGGUACGCCAGGGGAAGCUGGCUCUGGGCUCAACCCUUUGCAGUUUGACCAGCCCGCUGAGAUCUUCAUCCACGAAUCUGGAGAAAUGUACAUAGUGGACGGUGACGGCGGCAUGAACAAUCGACUCAUUAAACUUUCUUCGGACCAGGAAGUAUUGUGGGUGCAUGGAGAAAAAGGACAAGGUCUUGCUCAGUUCUACAUCCCUCAUAGUGUAACCGUGGAUAACGCUCAGAGGGUGUGGGUAGCUGAUAGGGGUAACAAGAGGAUCCAGGUCUUCAACUCACUUACAGGGGACUGGCUGGGGUCAUGGGGAAGCUGCUUCACUGAGGACGCACCUUACUCAGUCCGCCUGACCCCUAAUAAGAAGUACUUUGUUGUUGUCCAGCUCAACACUAAUCAGAUUUCCCUACUGGAUGCACCACCGGUGGGUUUAAUUGGCCAGUGCAGGGUGGUCAGUGUGAUUCAAAUGGCUGAUGAAGCCAAGCCACAUUUGGUCGACUUGGACCUAAAGUCAGGGGUUCUGUAUGUGGCUGAGAUUGGAGCCCAGCAGGCGCAGAAGUUCAUCCCCUUCAGUCUAGGUAGAGAGACACUGCGAUUCAAAAGGAGUCAAUGACUAACCACUUUGCUCCAACACUUUGAUUGCCAAUGAAGUGGUUGGCCACUGAAAAAUUGGUUAACCAUUUUCUCAGCUACUUGAACCAACAAAGUGGUUAACCAUCAAUUGGCCACUGCUGUUGUGGCUGACCAUGCCACUAAUAUAUAUAUAUACAGUCAUGGCCAAAAAUAUUGGCACCCCUGCAUUUCUGUCAGAUAAUGCACCACUUCUCCCAGAAAAUUGUUGAAAAAAAGCCAAAUCUGAUAUUAUUUUACACAGAACACCAAAAAUGAACUGGACAAAAUUAUUGGCACCUUUUCAAAGAAAUUGUUCUAUUCUAAGCAUGUGAUGCUCCUUUAAUUUGUAAUUAAACUCACCUGUAGCAAGUAACAGGUGCUGGCAAUAUAGAAAUCACACUUGCAGCCAGUUAAAAUGGAGAAAAGUUGUGUUGUGUGUACCACACUGAGCAUUGCCAAAAGAAAUAAGAGCAAAUAACUCUCAGAGGAUUUGAGAACCAAGAUUGUGGAAAAGCAUGGAGAAUCUCAAGGCUAUAAGUCCAUCUCCAGAGAUCUAAAUGUUCCUGUGUCUACUGUGCGCAAUGUCAUCAAGAAGUUUAAAGCCCAUGGCAAUGUAGCUAACCUCCUUGGAUGUGGACGGAAGAGAACAAUUGAUGAAAGACUGCAACAAAGGAUUGUUAGAAUUGUGGAUAAAGAACCUCGAUCCACUUCCAAACAAAUUCAAGCUGACCUGCAGACACAGGGUACAACAGUGUAAGCUCGCACUAUCCGUCGCCAUCUCAAUGAAAAGGGACGCUAUGGUAGGAGACCCAGGAGGACCCCGCUGCUGACACAGAGACAUAAAAAAGCAAGACUGGAGUUUGCAAAGACUUACAUGAGGAUGCCAAAAUCCUUCUGGGAGAACAUCCUGUGGACAGAUGAGACUAAAGUGUAGCUUUUUGCUAAAGCACAUCAUGACACUGUGAAAAAAAUGAGGCCUUUAAAGAGAAAAGAACACCAUACCUAUAGUCAAACAUGGUGGAGGUUUACUGAUGUUUUGGGGUUGCUUUGCUGCUUCUGGUACUGGAUGCCUUGACUGUGUGCAUGGUAGAGCUGUGAAUCUUUGGGUGUCCCACGAUUCGAUUCAAUAUCGAUUCUUGGGGUCACGAUUCGAUUCAAAAUAGAUUUUUUUUUCAAUUCAACACGAUUCUCGAUUCAAAAACGAUUUUCUCCCGAUUCAAAACGAUUCUCUAUUUAUUCAAUACAUAGGAUUUCAGCAGGAUCUACCCCAGUCUGCUGACAUGCAAGCAGAGUCGUAGAUUUUUGUAAAAAGCUUUUAUAAUUGUAAAGGACAAUGUUUUAUCAACUGAUUGCAAUAAUGUAAAUUUUUUAACUAUUAAAUGAACCAAAAAUAUGACUUAUUUUAUCUUUGUGAAAAUAUUGGACUCAGUGUGUUGUCAAGCUUAUGAGAUGCGAUGCAAGUGUAAGCCACUGUGACACUAUUGUUCAUUUUUUAAAAUUUAUAUAAAUGUCUAAUGAUAAUGUCAAUGAGGGAUUUUUAAUCACUGCUAUGUUGAAAUUGUAACUAAUAUUGAUACUGUUGUUGAUAAUAUUCAUUUUUGUUUCACUACUUUUGGAUUGUUCUGUGUCGUGUUUGUGUCUCCUCUCAAUUGCUCUGUUUAUUGCAGUUCUGAGUGUUGCUGGGUCGGGUUUGGUUUUGGAAUUGGAUUGCAUUGUUAUGGUAUUGCUGUGUAUUGUUUUGUUGGAUUGAUUUAUAAAAACAAAUCAAAAAAUAAUAAUAAUAAUGAAAUAAAAUAAAUCUAUUUUUUAAAAAUGAGAAUCGAUUCUGAAUCGCACAACGUGAGAAUUGCGAUUCGAAUUCGAAUCGAUUUUUUCCCACACCCCUAGUGCAUGGCAUCAUGAAAUCUGAGGACCAACAAAUAAUUUUGGGGCAUAAUGUAGGGCCCAGUGUCAGAAAGCUGAGUCUCCGUCAGAGGUCAUGGGUCUUCCAGCAGGAAAGCGAUCCAAAGCAUACUUCAAAAGUCACAAAAAAAUGGCUUAGGACAAAGCGCUGGAAAGUUCUGAAGUGGCCAUCAAUGAGUCCAGAUCUAAAUCCUAUAGAACAUCUGUGGAGAGGUCUAAAACAGCAGUUGGGAGAAGGCACCCUUCAAAUCUGAGACACCUGAAGCAGUUUGCAAAAGAAGAGAUGUCCAAAAUUCCAGUAGCAAGGUGUAAGAAACUCAUUGAUGGUUACAGGAAGCCAUUGAUUUUAGUAUUUUUUCCAAAGGGUGUGCUACCAAAUAUAAAGUUGAGGGUGCCAGUCCAUUUUUGGAGUUCUGUGUAAAAUAAUAUUAGCUUAGGCUUUUUUUUGUGUUGUUCCAAUGCAAACAAACAAUUUUGUGGGAGAAGUGCUGCAUUAUCUGACAGAAAUGCAGGAAUGCCAAUAUUGUUGGCCAUGACUGUGU
Molecule: messenger RNA, 3666 nt
Organism: Entelurus aequoreus (snake pipefish)
Lineage: Eukaryota; Metazoa; Chordata; Actinopteri; Syngnathiformes; Syngnathidae
Product: NHL repeat-containing protein 3-like
Exons: 3
Coding region: 153-1223 (356 amino acids)
Biological process (GO): proteasome-mediated ubiquitin-dependent protein catabolic process; negative regulation of translation; protein polyubiquitination
Molecular function (GO): translation repressor activity; ubiquitin protein ligase activity; protein binding
Source: RefSeq, a predicted model, not a curated record